Molecule: messenger RNA, 3598 nt
Organism: Oncorhynchus gorbuscha (pink salmon)
Lineage: Eukaryota; Metazoa; Chordata; Actinopteri; Salmoniformes; Salmonidae
Product: ribonuclease inhibitor-like
Exons: 7
Coding region: 472-1023 (183 amino acids)
Molecular function (GO): protein binding
Source: RefSeq, a predicted model, not a curated record
UUAGGCCGGGAGACUUGGAUUCAGAUGGACGUUCGUUUCUGGCGAGGACAUGCAGUCUGUAAACCGCGCCCCUUUACUAUAAAAUGAUUUUUUAUUGUGCUUGUAUUGCAUUCCUGGAAUAAAACGAACCCCGAAAUGUGCACCACCGGUGAAUUUAGCUGGAUUGUCUCAUACAGAUCUUUAUCAUAAUAGACGAGUAAACAUACAUUGAAGGGAUAUGCAAAGCAAAUUGACUUGGAAAUAAAAGUACAGUACAAAGCCCGCUUUGGACGAGGACAAUGGCCUUUUCGGACUUGCUGUCUGUAACCUCACAGAGUGGUCUUGGGGAGUAGUGGCCUCAGCUAUAAAGUCAAAAAAAUUACUGCGAAAACUGGACCUGAGUUACAAUGACUUGCAGCACUCUCGUAUGGAUCUGAUCUGUGAUGGGUUGUGUAGUCAAAGCUGUAAACUGAAAAUCUUGAGGCUAAAUCAAUGGAAUGUUGUUCAGCUUUGGAGUCUGUUCUUGGCUCAACCUCAUCACACCUGAGAGAGCUGGACCUGGGUGGCAAUGAUUUACAAGAUUCGGGUGUGAAACUGCUCUCUGCUGGACUACAGAAAUUGGACACUUUGAUGAUGUCAUCCUGUGGCAUCAAAGAGGAAGGCUGUGCUUCUUUGGCUUCAGCUCUACGUUCAAACCCUUCAUACCUGAGAACGCUAGUACUCUGUGACAAUAACCUGCACAAUUCAGGAGUGAAGCUGCUCUCUGCUGGACUGGGGAGUAAACAUUGUGAACUGGAGACACUGAGGCUUUCUGGCUGUCUUGUCUCAAUGGAAGGAUGUGCUUCUCUGGCUUCAGCUCUGAGGUCAAACCCCUCACACCUGCGAGAGCUGGAUCUGAGCUACAAUCACCCAGGAGACAGAGGAGUGAGACUGCUCUCUGAUGUACUGGGCGAUCCAUUCUUCAUACUAAAUGUGGAACACAAUGAAGAGUGCUACUUAAAACCAGGCCUGAAAAAAUGCCUGUGCGCUCACACUGGACCCUAACACAGCACACAAAACGCUCUCUCUGUCUAACAACGAACUGUGACAUGGGAGGAUGAUGAUCAUCUAUGUUUGCCUCACACAGAGAGAUUUAAUGACUGUCCUCAGGUGCUGUGUAGAGAGGGUCUGACUGGGUGCUGUUACUGGGAGGCAGUGUAGUGGGAAAGGGUUUCAUGUAGGUGUGGCAUAUAAACACAUGAGCAGGGUUGGAAAAGGGCAUAACUGUUUGCUUGGUUACAAUGACAAAUCCUGGAGCCUAAGACUCCUCAACCACGGUUUCCUCAAACUCUCUGUCUUGCACAAAAAUGAGCACACGGUCAUACCUGCCCCCUCUUCCAGCACUGACAGAGUUGGGGUGUAUCUGAACUCCUUACAAGGCAUUCUGUCCUUCUACCUAGUCUACUCUGACACUCUGACCCACCUCCACACAUUCCAGUCCACCUUCACUGAACCACUUUAUCCAGCAUUUUCAGUCAAUGACUAUUCCUCAGUGUCACUGUGUUAGGUCUUAAAUUGGCCUAGAGAAAAGGAUUAUGUUGAAUGUUUACUAAUAAACUGCUGUACUUCUGAGUCCAUGAUAGAGAUGGAGUCUAGACCAUAUCCAGUUGACCAAUACAUGGAAAUACUCCAUAUUAUCCAUAAUUGUUUGAACUCUUUCCCCCCCAGUACACUGCAAAAUUAUAAACAUUUGAAUGUUUUUGAAAGAACCUGGAUUCCCAAUCUGAGGUCCUACUGUAUAUGAACUGCAUACUUAUGCAAUAUAGUGGUUGAAAGUUUGACCUAUUCUGUAUGAUAUGUUGCGUUCAGCUACAAGGGGAACUUCUCCUUAGCUUUUUUUUCUGUACAUUGUUCUCAGGGUUCGGGUAUUUUUAUUUUUGAGUAAUAAUGGAAAUACAUUUUAUCAAACUAUUACAUGUACAAUAUGUAUGACUGUGGUCUUGUGUUGUGUAUUAUAAGAAAUGUUCAAAUGUGUUUUUAUAUGAAGGAUUCCUUAAGCUCCUAACCCCAACAUGUUUUCUACUUUCAUCCCACCAGUCCAUCCACACUCUCAACCCUGAAGGGUGGACCAUUAGGCAUACACACUCGCCCUCAGGGCAGGAGAGAAAGGGAGAAGAGUGUCAGACUGUGCUCAUAAGAUCUUUUCAGAGCUGAUCUGACUGGUCAAAAGACUAAUUUAGUGAGAUUUUUUUAAUAUCAGAAUUAGGCUCCCUGUCUGAACACUGCUUAAGAUGUACACUAAACAUCACACACAGAGAUAGAGAAGCUGACAUCUGAAGUCAGCCAUGCUUGACUUAAACCGCACCAUCUGUCUCCAACUUUUAAUGAGACACCCAGAAGAGAGGAGAGAUUAGAGAAUAGUAGACUACAGCGCUUCUCCAAGGUAAUGGUCUACUGGGUAUUGUUACCACAUAGUGCAUAGAGGAAGGAAGCCACAGACAAGAGAGAGCAGAAAUCCCUGGCCUUUUGUAUCAGUUUCAUUUCUUGGUUGGUUUGGCAAUCGUGCUCUAGCAGAGAACCUAGCUUUACCUAGGGGUGCACACACUGCAUCCUGAAUUUGAAGGUACAAUUUUUGCUGACUGAGCCUUCAGGAUGUUGAAGUAAAAACAUCUUCUGGCGCCCUCCGCUGACCACUAUACACUAUGACAUCUGCCUGGUGCCAACAACUCAUGACAGGACUCACUCGUUUAAAGUCAUGUUUACUUUUUUUCUGAUAAAUCAGAUGUUCAGAGUAAAAGCAGCCAUGUGAUAUUGUCAGUGGUAUUCAGGAUCCUUGACAUCCCUACCCUAAGAAUAAUCCUUACCUAAACCAUCUUAAAUUUCCAUUUUGAAUGCACCAAUUUGUAAGUCGCUCUGGAUAAGAGCGUCUGCUAAAUGACGUAAAUGUAAAUGAGGUUGGGAUGUCCCAAGGAUAGCAUGUGGGUACUACAGCAGUCCAUGCUAAUGAUGCAUGUUUUAUAAUAGAGUAUCAUGGUCUCAUUAAAACAAGGAAAAUAUAAUUAUAUAUGAACAUAUCCAAGUAUCACACCGAUGCAGAAACAAAGACAGGCACUCACCACCAGAUCAGAUUUAUAGGCCCAGUACUGAGAGGUUUGAAGUGAUAACUCUGAAUUACCAGAUAGUCAUUGGAGUGCUAUUAGACCACAGCUUCUGCAGCUAGCUAGGCUAUACCACAUCACAUGGAUUAGAUUAACCUUCAAGUCAAAUUACCUGGCUAUAGGCUUUGAUAUUAUACAGAGCUAGUAGUUUCCCAUUCAUUUGUGCUAAAAACUGAAAUGACAGCCUUUUAAUAUGGAACAAAAAUAUAAACACAAUUUGUAACGUGCUGAAAUAAACUAUUCCAGAAUCAUUCCAUAAGCAUAAAAAGCUCAUGUCUCUCAAAUUUCGUGCACAUAUUUGUUUACAACCCUCUUAGUGAGCAUUUCUCCUUUGCCAUGGUAAUUCUUUCACCAUAUCAAUAAGAUGAUUAAAACAGCAUGUUCAUUACAAAGGUGUACCUUGUGCUGGGGACAAUAAAAGGCCACUCUUAAAUGUGUAUUUUUGACACAAUGCCAGAUUUGUCAAGUUUCGAGGGAGCUUG